Messenger RNA from Chelmon rostratus (copperband butterflyfish), 685 nucleotides. It is a transcript of the gene psmg4, whose product is annotated as proteasome (prosome, macropain) assembly chaperone 4. NCBI's taxonomy places the organism in Eukaryota, Metazoa, Chordata, Actinopteri, Chaetodontiformes, Chaetodontidae. The record is from RefSeq and is a predicted model, not a curated record. Bases 67 to 444 code for a protein of 125 amino acids. Gene Ontology annotation, biological process: proteasome assembly. The transcript has 3 exons.
UCUGUUUACAGCCAGCCAGCGCGGGUUCAGAUGGUCGCCAGUCGCAGGUAGCUGGAGUUAAACAAAAUGAACGACACAAGACACCACGGAGCCGCGCUUGAUGGCAUUACAAUGCACAAUUUUUCGGAGAAGAUUUUGGAGCAGGUCGUACACUUCCACGUUAUGAAGCUCAGCGGCGGGUUUUUCCUGUGGGUGGGCUCGACUCCGGUCCUGUCCAACCUGGCGGUCUCAAUGAGCAGCAAAUAUGAUUCAAUGCCUUUAUCUUCAUUAGUCAUGGGGGACCCAUCCGAUACUGCUCCAAAUUCCUUGGCACAGAGAUUAGCAAAGAAGACCAAAAAGCAAGUUUUUGUGAGUUGCAGUCUUCCGAUGACAGAUUCCAACCUCAGUCUUCUGGUGGAGAACAGGAUCAAGAAGGAGCUGGAGCUUCACCCUGAACACUUUUGAACACAUCUGAUGGUGUAUUGAGCUCUGAGGACAUGUUUGGCAACAUAAAAUAGCAGGUGCUUCUCCUGUUCUUUGGACCUUCAUGCUCCCUCUGAUACUGUCAUUGCACUCCAACACAAUAACCACCAAAGUCACAUCAAGUGUUCUUUUAUUGACAUAAUAAAUUAAGUGGUUUAUUAUCAAAACAUGUAGGCCUAUGGCUUUUUGUACAAAUGCAUCAUAUUAAAAAAUAACACUUAGA